Molecule: messenger RNA, 1692 nt
Organism: Anguilla rostrata (American eel)
Lineage: Eukaryota; Metazoa; Chordata; Actinopteri; Anguilliformes; Anguillidae
Gene: car15
Product: carbonic anhydrase 15
Exons: 8
Coding region: 304-1245 (313 amino acids)
Biological process (GO): one-carbon metabolic process
Cellular component (GO): plasma membrane
Molecular function (GO): carbonate dehydratase activity; zinc ion binding
Source: RefSeq, a predicted model, not a curated record
CAGGGGAAGGAUACGGCUCAUAUGAUCAUAGCAGCGCAAAUAUUUAAGGCUUAAACAGGCGUCACCCCCGCACUUAGCAAAGGUCUCUUCUGUCGUGGUAUUCAUUUCAGUCACAGUCCCUGGCGGACAAUGCGACUAGCCUAACUGCUCAACUCCCGGCUCGACCAGGUGGACAACUCCAGAAAGAAUUCAAUCUACCAUCAUCAUCCCAUACACAGAGCCACGAUAGCAAUUUACAUCGUCUCGUUGGUUUUGACACUGACACAAUAACUAACUGACACUUUAACAGACUGAGAGACGGCCAUGAAUAUUUUGGAAACUGUGCUUUAUUUCACGGCGUUCAUUGCAAAUUCAUAUGCGGCCGACUUCUGUUACGAUGAAGAAUACUGCAACCCGUAUUCCUGGGGAAACAAAUUUCCUUCCUGCCACCCCAUCAUCGACCAGCAUCACUCCCCGAUCAACCUGGACCAGCAGAUGAGCCGGAACAUGUCCCUGGGAGCGCUGCAGCUGAAGGGCUUCGACGCGGUGCAGCCGGGGGAGUGGACCCUGAAGAACAACGGCCACACUGUUGUGCUGCAGGUGGAGUUGGGGAUGGAGGUGAGAGGUGGAGGUCUGCCUGGAAAUUACACCACUCUGCAGCUGCACUUCCACUGGGGCAGUAAUUCCACCAACGGGUCGGAGCACACCAUCAAUGGCAGGAGAUACCCCAUGGAGAUGCACAUUGUCAACAUGAAGACUGUGUAUUAUCCCAACUUCACGGCGGCCCUGGAAGACCCCACAGGGAUCGCCGUGCUGGGAGUCUUCAUCGAUGUGGCAGAGGCUGAAAGUGACAGUUUCAGUGUCCUCUCCAAUUUAGUUCCUGCAGUGGCCUAUAAAGGGAAAACUGCGCAAGUCGCGCCCUUUCCGCUAAGCAGCCUUCUGCCCAUGAAGAACAUGAGCCAGUAUUACCGUUACCAUGGCAGCCUCACCACUCCUCCAUGUUCCACAGCUGUUGAGUGGACCGUGUAUGAAGUCCCUAUUUACAUCUCCUAUAAACAGCUGAGUCAGUUUGUCUCGGGGGUGUACCACUCGGAAGAAGGCGCCCAACGCGCUGCUCCCCUGUACAACAACUUCCGGCACAUUCACGACACCUUCAACCGCAAAGUCCACGCAUCGAAGGACGCCGCCCUGCUCUCCAGCGCCGCCCUGCCUGUCUACAGCCUGCUGCUCUGUCUCGCUCCCGUCCUGAGUGUGGGACUGUCCUGAGAGUCCGCUCACGACAUCCUACAAACAUCCCCACGACGUCCCCGCAACGUCCCUGUAACGUUCCCACAAGGUCCCCAGAGUGUCCCCACAAAGACACAUUGUUGUAGUGAGGGGCUUUGUGAUUGACUAUUGUACACCACGAGGAGAGAAGCAGGAGGGAUGCAUGAAUCUAUUGAAGCCUUUAUUUAUUUAUCUGAGAUUAUCUGGACUACUUGAACUAUCAUUGCCAUGUCUGUAACUGUACUGAAUCAGCAUUGUUAUAUAUAUAUACAGUAUAUAUAUAUAUAUAUAUUUUUUUUUGUUCCCUCUUGAGAUAAUCGGUGAAAUCAUAAACUAGUGGAAAAGCCAUGAUGUACAGUUAGAAUGUCCAACCUUAGUCCGGGUUUUCAUUGUUAAUUGUUACUCAGCACUUAAUUGAUCCAUUAAAGAUUUUUAUUACACAGUUAA